CACCCAAUGGCGACCGUGAGACCCGUGGCAAACGUGUACAGCACGAGCAACAAGAAGGUCGUUGGCGAGGUGGAAAUCCCGGCGGUGUUUCAAACUCCCAUAAGAAAUGAUCUCAUACAGGAAGUUUUCAAGAAUGUAUCGAAGAACAGGAGACACCCAUACGCAGUCAAAUUAGGAGCGGGGUAUGAAACAUCAGCUGAGUCAUGGGGAACAGGUAGAGCAGUAGCAAGGAUACCGAGAGUACCAGGAGGAGGAACACAUAGAGCAGGACAAGGAGCAUUUGGUAAUAUGUGCAGAGGUGGAGGUAUGUUUAACCCAACAAAAAUAUGGAGAAGAUGGGGAAGGAAAGUAAACCUUAAAGAAAAGCGUUACGCAGUUUGCUCAUCCAUUGCAGCUAGUGGGGUGACUUCAUUAGUCCUAGCGAGAGGACAUCGUAUUUCGAACAUCAAGGAAGUCCCACUAGUAGUUAGCAACGAUAUAGAAUCUAUUAGCAAAACGAAAGAAGCUCUCAAGUUUUUAAUUACACUAGGAUUGAAAGAAGAAGUGAACAGAUUAAUUAAGUCAAAAAAAAUCAGAGCUGGAAAAGGAAAAAUGAGAAAUAGAAAAUAUCGAAUGAGAAACGGUCCACUCAUUAUAUACAACAAGGAUUCAGGAGUUAAAAAAGCUUUCAGAAAUAUUCCUGGAGUUGAUUUAUGUAAAGUUAGCAAACUCAACUUGCUUAAGUUAGCUCCUGGUGGAUCCAUUGGUAGGCUGUGCAUAUGGAGUGAGAGUGCAUUUAAAAAAUUGGACAUAAUUUAUGGUAGGAUCUACAAGAAGAAAAUUACAAAAAAGAAUUACAUUUUACCCAAGUCGAUUAUGGCGAACUCUGAUAUUUAUCGUAUCAUUAGCAGCGAACAAGUACAAGGAACCCUGUUGGCUAGGAAGAGACCUUGCAAGAAGAGAUUACAGAACAAAAAUUCUCUCACAAAUUUUGCCGUUAGGUGUAGACUGAAUCCAGCGUAUAAGCUCCUCAGAUCUAUUGCCAUCAGGAGAAUGAAGAAAAGGUUGGUGGAGAAGAAGAACAACAAAAAGGAACUCCGAGUGAAGAAGAAAAUCGAGAAGAAGGACCUGCAGAAGGUUAACCACGCCUACUACACUAGCAUUGCCAACUCCAUGAAACGCAAGAAGAAGAAGGAGGAGAAGAAGGCCAAGUCGAAGAAGGACGCCGACAAGGCCCUCCUACCCACGGCAGGCGAUGAGUGA
Messenger RNA from Plasmodium cynomolgi strain B, 1242 nucleotides. RefSeq names its product 60S ribosomal subunit protein L4/L1. The record is from RefSeq and is a predicted model, not a curated record. Gene Ontology annotation, molecular function: RNA binding; structural constituent of ribosome. Gene Ontology annotation, cellular component: cytosolic large ribosomal subunit; ribosome. Gene Ontology annotation, biological process: translation. NCBI's taxonomy places the organism in Eukaryota, Apicomplexa, Aconoidasida, Haemosporida, Plasmodiidae. Bases 7 to 1242 code for a protein of 411 amino acids. The transcript has a single exon.